Molecule: messenger RNA, 1413 nt
Organism: Pantherophis guttatus
Lineage: Eukaryota; Metazoa; Chordata; Lepidosauria; Squamata; Colubridae
Source: RefSeq, a predicted model, not a curated record
AUGCAAGGGGGGUGUUUGCUAUGGGGUGAACGGGUUGUUGUUCCCUUGUGCCUAAGGGAAAAAGUCUUAACACUGUUGCAUGAGGGGCACCUGGGGAUUGUACGGAUGAAGGGACUAGCCAGGAGCUACGUCUGGUGGCCCAACAUAGACGCAGACAUUACCGAGUGGGUGGGGAGAUGCCAGCCCUGCCAAGAGUCUAGGCCAGAUCCACCAACGGCACCGGUGAGGGAGUGGGAAAGACCCAAGGGACCCUGGUCCAGGAUCCACAUAGAUUUCGCGGGGCCAUUUCACGGGCAGACCUUCAUGGUCGUAGUAGAUGCCUUUUCCAAGUGGAUGGAAAGUAAGCUCAUGAAGGCCACUACCACCGACGCAGUUAUCAGGGAACUGAGGCAGUUAUUCACUACACAUGGGUUACCGGACAUCUUAGUGUCAGAUAAUGGGCCCCAAUUCACAGCCACACAGUUCGAAGGGUAUUUAGUGGAGUUGGGGGUCAGACACAUCCUCUCGGCCCCGUUCCAUCCGGCUAGUAAUAGACAGGCUGAGAGAUUCGUAAGAACGGCCAAGGAGGCCCUCUCACGCCUAGGCCCCGGAGACUGGCAGGAAAGGAUAGACCAGUUCCUAACAGCCCAGCAUUCCACACCUUGCACAGCCACAGGCCGAAGCCCGGCAGAACUACUCAUAGGGAGGAAGCUCCGAGGGGUACUGGAUAGGCUUAAUCCCAAUUAUUCCCCCGAGGUUUUCAAAGGGGGGGAGAGGAAACUCAGGGAGUUCACCAUAGGGACUCCAGUCCACACCAGAAACUACGGGAAGGGCCCACUCUGGGAAGCAGGGACAAUCACGGAGAUUACGGGGCCCAAAUCGUACAGGGUAGACAACGGGAGAGUUUGGCGCAGGCACGUAGACCAACUGCGAAGGUGAAUCGCAACUGACGCCGAGGAAAACUUCAACGAGCCGCUCCCUGACUACCAGCCAGAACAACAAACUAAGUCAAGCCCGAGUGCAGCGGAGGACUUAGCUGACGAUCCUGGCGUCCGGAGCCGGCCCAGCAAGGAGUUCCCGCCAGCCAAAGAAGUCGCCACCCACAAAGAGAUCUCAGAGGUUCCAUUGGCGGAGCAGGGAGAAAUAGGGAGUCCCUCCGACCUGCUCGACGCCGCCCCUCCGACUGAACUGCGCAGGUCGACCAGGCUACGUACACACCUUGGUCACCUGAGAGACUUUGUAUGUAAAUAAAACCCAAAGUGAUUUCUGGGAGGGGAGGAGUGUUAUGUAAAUAGGUUUGUUUGGUGGGCAGUUUGAAUUAACUGACCCUCAGCUGAUUGGCUGACCACCACAGCUGCAAGGUAUAUAAAGGGAGCUGUUUCCCUAGGUCAGUUGCUGGGUUCUCACCCUAAUAAACAGAGCUGUUGUCACUCA